Dermacentor albipictus is the source of this 1467-nucleotide messenger RNA. Lineage: Eukaryota; Metazoa; Arthropoda; Arachnida; Ixodida; Ixodidae. The record is from RefSeq and is a predicted model, not a curated record.
AUGGCUUUCAUGAUGUGCCACAUCUUGGCCGUAUCCAGGGUGUCACGGAUAGAGUCGCUGAUUCGGUACCAGUUCUCCAAGGACAGCUUUCUUUUUGGAAAGGAGGUUUGCAACUGCACCGAUGUAUUUGGAGAGAACAUCAUGGCCUGCGGCUUUGAUACUGAAGAGACUCUAAACAAGACCACAAAGUAUGUGAAUAUAUGUACCACUGAAGAGUGCGACAUUGUUUUUCACUUGACAAGAGAAGACCUUACGUAUUACAUUAACGGCACUUGUAUCACUGCGAUCGAUGGUAUGGCUGGAACAGCCGGAGUUUGCACAGAGGAUAAAUUUGCUAUCGGGGAAGACAAUCCGCAUACAUAUAGCGGACUCAUAACGAUGGCACAUGAAAUCGGACACCUGCUGGGCGCUGACCACGACAGCUGUCCGGGUGCAGUGGAAUGCCCUGCUAGUUACGGACAUCUAAUGACAAGUAUCCAGAGGGAUAUGCAAAAUAAAUCGAAGCUGUCACACUGCAGUCAACAACAGAUAGGUUCCUUAGCCAGGCGACUACCACCAUCAUGUAUAAACGUCAGCACGAGAGCGAACUACACAAAUCAAAUAUAUCCCGGAGAAAACAUCACUUACGAACACCUUUGUAAAUUGAUGCACCCAGGAGUAGGAGGCGUUAAUGUCGCCACAAGUAAUCUGACGGAUUGCCUUAUUAGGUGCGGCUGGAAUGGUACAUUCAGCGAGAAUUAUCAAGACAGUUCUGAGAGGUCAGAAAUUCAAUAUACAGAAUCGCCAGACACGGCUGAAGAAUAUGGCGAAUAUAGCGAACAACAAUAUUUAGAUUACCAAUAUCACGACCUGCUAGACGGAAUGCCAUGCGGUGAAAACAAGAUAUUCAUCGGAUUCGCUGCGUGGGAGAACCUGAUCGACGUCGCCCAUGCGCAAGUGCUGGCUAUUCCGGCAGCAAAGGUUGGAGGUACCAGCUCGCCCGACCGGUCGACUGAGGACCCGUUCCACUGUGAGGCCACUGAAGCCUUCCUUCAUGCCAGCGAACCAUGCCUCACCGAAGCGCUGUCAUUUCCGGCUGCCAAAUCGACAGACGCAUCAACGCCGAUAUUCAUCGGAUUCGCUGCGUGGGAGAACCUGAUCGACGUCGCCCAUGCGCAAGUGCUGGCUAUUCCGGCAGCAAAGGUUGGAGGUACCAGCUCGCCCGACCGGUCGACUGAGGACCCAUUCCACUGCGAGGCCACUGAAGCCUUCCUUCAUGCGAGCGAACCAUGCCUCACCGAAGCGCUGUCAUUUCCGGCUGCCAAAUUGACAGACGCAUCAACGCCGGCACGCUUUAAAAGUAGCUGGAAUGGCUGGCGCCACUUCAGUGGGAAUGGAAGCACUGCAGCCGCCAACAUGCCUCAAACACAUUUUUGUUUUUGGAUGCAGACCCAUUUCACUUACCAGCGUGCCUUGCAAAAUCCUUGA